AUGUCGAUAGGGCGCGUUUGGAUGUAUUUGUGGAGCACGGAAGAAAGUGCUGAGCCGCACAACCGCAUUCCCGGCUCUCUGCAUCCCCAAGCAUCGAAUCCUCGUGCUUGUUUACUUCACAACAUCCCGUGGGUUAGACACGAAGGUGACAAGGCCUUCUACAUCAUGGCCUCGUCUGCUAGUCCACUACCGGACCUGUUAUUGGCAACAAAAUCAGAUGAAUCGGAAGCACCAACACCAACAGAUGAGUGGGAUACCACACUCUUCGCAUUCCACGACCUAGACUACGUUCCUUCUGGAUAUGGGGGCAUUCUAGCUCCGUAUAUCGAGACUGGACCCGGGACUAUGCGCGCCGCUGUCAAGCUUAUGGGCCUCGACCUCGUGCCGAAUGCGAGUCUUCCAUUCGUACGACAAGUCAUAUGCGACCUUGGCUCUGGCGACGGCGAGUUUCUCAUCGGCCUGCUUGGAUAUGUCAAUGCCAUUACCAAUACGACGACUACUAGUGCGGUUCAUGGCAUGGGCAUCGACUACAAUGCCGCGCUGAUCGAUACAGCGAACGUGAAUGCAAUAUCGGCCGGGGUGAACGCGACAUGGCUGAUCUACGACUUCAAUGAGGACCAGGAAGAUCUUGUUGGUCAGCUAGUUGCGGAAGGUGUCACCCAUGUGUUUACCUACCUUGUCCCCAAGCAGCUUGCGCUCAAGACUGUGCGGGCUAUUCUGACAAGAUUGUGCGAGAGUGGGGUGAUGGUUUGCUGCCACAAGUUCCAGCCGAACUACCUAACAGCGACGAGACGAGACACAUUGAUGGACUUGGCAGUGUACGAACACGCACCUCGCGUCGAGGCGGGCUGA
This is a messenger RNA of Mytilinidion resinicola, 852 nucleotides long. RefSeq lists its product as uncharacterized. The coding region runs from base 1 to 852 and encodes 283 amino acids. The transcript is spliced from 2 exons. The record is from RefSeq and is a predicted model, not a curated record. Lineage: Eukaryota; Fungi; Ascomycota; Dothideomycetes; Mytilinidiales; Mytilinidiaceae.